CCGACAAACGGAUUCUUGAACGAAACCCUAUUUUAAGCGCGCGGUCAAAUGCCUCCGUCACAUCCCGAGAGAUGCAUUUUACUUUAACAAUAACAUCAACGGUUUUAUAUUAAGGAUCCUUCAGGGUUAUACGUUGUGGCUCAGGUUUUUAGUGAUUUAUGACUAUUGUGAAAAAAAAUGUGACAGGAGAGAGAUUAAAUUUUAUAUCUUAUCGAAAGAUAGUAUCAAAGUUAUGUGCGUUAAUUAAUUGUUCACCUGCGAUGGUAGUGCUCGACAUAAAUUGAUUCUAUAAGUGAAAAUGUGCAAAUGCUGUCUACACUGUCUAGAAUCAUGCUACUGGAACUUGAUAGAGGAGAAAUUCUGCUUCGACGUAAACAUCGCCCUCUACGAGGAACCGGUCAAGCAUAUACCAGAAGGCGAAAAAAAUAAUAAUAUAUUUGACAAUAUGGCGUUUUACGACAGUGUGUCGGUUAUAGCCGGUCGCUCAAUAGUUACGAUCGACCCCAAAGACACGCCAAAAAAGAAACUGGAACUCCGACAGCCUGUUGUGAUCGAGCAACAGCCUAAAAAAAGACUGAAAUGGCCCGAAAAGAAUUCCAAGGAUCUCGGGACCGAUUAUUUAAACGGUGCAUUGUUUACACAGGAAGAAAAGCACAAUAAUUUACCAACUACUGAUUCUGAAGGGAGCAACGAAAGCGAGACUCAGCAGAAGCUUAUUCAGAAAAAAUCACCCCAAAAGUUGACAGAAAAAUUCCCGAUAAAAAAAUCGGUGAGUUUUCACAACAUUCCUGAUAAAACGUCUUCCAGUUCGGGGGAGGAGAGUGACUGUAAAACAAAAAGCGAUAGCCUCACUGUUCCAGAGGAGGAGGAAGUGACUCUCAGAGGGAAAUCUUUAAGAGAACGCCGGAUGUCUAAAAGUUUAUCUUUAAAGAUUGGAGACUUCCACAAGGAACUACCUAUCAUCCGCCAAAACUCCAUGCCGAAAUUCUAUCUAGACACUCCAGACGAGAACCAAUUAAAGGACUCGACACUAGUAAAAAGCACCCCCCUACAAGCGCUAAAAAGUCCGAUGACCUCAUCCAGUGAGUUCAAUUUUGACUUGUACUCAGUAGUUCAGAUCGAAAAGGACAGACAGAGUACACAAGCUAAGCACCCUCCUGUCCCUAUACAUAGGGAAACUUCUAAGUUAAACUUAAUUAAGGAUAAGUUCUUGCUAAAGAAAAGUAAGAGCACUGUGAGCGCGAGUAAUUUGCCUUAUAGUAAUUAUAUGUAAUGUGAGAGUAAUUUAUUUUAGAUGGAAAUCUUCUGUUAAUUUUCUUAGACUAUCCAGUUAUAUUUUGCCGCAGAUUUUCAUUUUAGACUGAUUUGACCUUUUGUAAAUAUUUCUUUAAUUUAUAUAUACGCGUGCCUUGUAGUUAAUAAAAUAGAUUUAAAAUUA
Anthonomus grandis grandis is the source of this 1438-nucleotide messenger RNA. RefSeq lists its product as uncharacterized. The coding region runs from base 299 to 1273 and encodes 324 amino acids. The transcript has 5 exons. The record is from RefSeq and is a predicted model, not a curated record. NCBI's taxonomy places the organism in Eukaryota, Metazoa, Arthropoda, Insecta, Coleoptera, Curculionidae.